Messenger RNA from Nicotiana tabacum (common tobacco), 2104 nucleotides. The record is from RefSeq and is a predicted model, not a curated record. NCBI's taxonomy places the organism in Eukaryota, Viridiplantae, Streptophyta, Magnoliopsida, Solanales, Solanaceae.
UAUGUUUAUGAAAAAUAUAUCUUUAUAUAAGUCAUAGGACUUGCCUCAUUCUUCAUGUUUACCUUGUUUGCCAAUAAUUAAAUGGUUAGGUUUCAUUUGUGUAAAUUUGAAAUUUUGGUUUCACUUUGAUGCUAGGAGUUAACUAUUAAUUUAUAUUUACAUGUUAUUCAUUUCACUUUAAGUUUGAAUGAAAUAAUGAAAUAAUACUAUGUAAUCAUUACAGUAUUUAGCAUAGUACUAAGGGCACUUUCUCCGAAUAUUAUUGUUGUUGCAAAUUUAACUAGUCAAUUGGACAUGUGAGACUUCUCUUGUUGAAUUUUGAUUCCGCUAUAAACUAGUAAAUAUACUUUUGAAUGUAAUCAAUCUAAUUUUUGUUGUGAAAUUUUAUAUUUAUAGAGUCAUUCAUAGUUAAAAUGUUGAAGGUAUUACAAUUAUUCAAAGUAGGAACCUUUAGAAGAAUAUCUCAAUAGUUUUUUCUCUUGAUGUAGAUGGAAUUUGAACAUCGUGGAUGGAUGUAUAAUAGGACUCAUCCUAAUCGUGCGAGAUUGAGGGAGGAAUUUAUAGAAGGAGUUGCGGGGUUUAUUGCUAAGGCGAAAUCGCUAAAUGAUUUUCUUAUUGAAAGGACAAUUAGGUGCCCUUGUAUUAAAUGCAAGUGUGUCAAGUUAUUGAGACCAGAUGCAGUUGAGCUUCAUCUUUACAAGAAUGGAUUUAUAGAAAAUUAUUAUGUGUGGACUGUUCAUGGAGAGAAUCAUGAUUUUCAUAAUUCUUUUGGUGGUGAGGGUAGUCCCAGAAUAGAGAAUAAUUUUGAAAAUUCUCGAUGCAAUGAAAUGAUGAGAGAUGCGUUUGAGAUGUUCCCAGGGGCUCACUCCGAACCAAAUGAUGAGGCUAAGCGCUUUUAUGAACAACUAGAGAAAGCUAGUCAUCCAUUGUAUGAAGGCUCAAUGCAUUCCAAGUUGUCUGUUGCAGUUAGACUACUAACUAUCAAAUCCGAUAGUUCUAUUUCUCAAGCGGGCAUGGAUUCUAUCAUUGGGCUUAUGAAUGAACUAAAUCCGAAUAAAAUUGAUUUACCUAAAGAUUUCUAUACUCCAAAGAAAUUGGUGUCCAAGUUAGGACUUUCAUCAGAAAGGAUUGACUGUUGUGAGAAAGGAUGCAUGUUAUUUUACAAGGAUGAUGCAGCGUUAGAAAAUUGUAAGUUUUGUAACCAACCUCGUUAUAAGGAGGUUACAAAUGCUAAUAAGAAGAAGGUUCCCGUAAAGGCUAUGCAUUACUUACCCCUUAUACCAAGAUUAAAGAGGUUGUAUGCAUCAAUGAGCUCCGCUCCUCAUAUGAGAUGGCACUAUGAACAUAGAAUGCCAACCGGUGUUCUAUGUCACCCGUCAGAUGGAGAAGCAUGGAAGCAUUUUGAUAGGGUGUUCCCGAACUUUGCAAGUAAACCAAGAAAUAUUAGGAAAAGUUUAAAGGGGGACCAGUGUCUGAUGCUGAGGUUUUUGCGGAGACACAUAAGAAAAAGAAGAAAGACGGUUCAAGAGAAGGAUGGGUUGAGACACGUGCAUCGAAACAAUAUGAUGGAUAUCAUAGAAGCUUGGAUGAAUGGUGUCAGACGCAGCCUACUUCUGAUGAUGGUACCCCAAUCCAACCGUCACCCGAUGUUAUGACUUCAAUAUGGAUGGAUGUAGCAGGUGGUGUAUCCAAGGAAGAGUUUACGGGCUUGGAGUACAACGACCUUCCUCUUUUCGUCCAUCGCCAUUAGUUUCAGAUGCUCCCACUGCUCAAAAUCAGGAAGAAAUGGGAGCAAUGCAAAAGAAUAUUGAGUUGUUGUCGAGACGAUGUGAGACGGCCGAAGCUCACAUUGCUAGAAUGGAUAAAUACAUGAAAAAACACAUGCCCCACUUUUAUGAUGAUGAAGAGACUGAUUCUGAUGUGUAGUAGUGAUUUAAGGUUGAUUACUGUUCUUGGAUGUUUAAAUUUUAUAUUUAGACUUUAUGGUAGAUUUGAAUGAUGUGGUAUAUAUAUGUUUAGACUUUAUUAUAUUAGUGUCGAUAUGUAUUAGCUACUCAGACUUGAUAUUGAAUAUUUAGACGUUAAGCAAUGUUUUGGUUUGAUA